UACACGACAUACACUCGGCAGGCAAACUUGGCCGUACGGAAAGAGAGCCUAGCUUGUUUCCGGUGAAUUCUGUGAACUUUGGCCUUGGGCUUCACAGAUAGGUCACACCCUCCUUGAAAUGCUGAGAGCACUGUACGCAGCCUCAGAUCGGGAGAGAAGGAGCUGUCAAACGGGUCAGAGCAGAAUAAACAGAGAGCAACAGCAUAAACGGAGAGCGGCGCCAUUAAGAAGAGUGGCCUCAUGGGGUGAAGAGAAAGGGGCGCAGACACUGUCCAAGGCUCAUUGUAGACACAUUUGGGGAAAUGAAGAAACAAACAGAAUAUUCAAGCAAAAUGCAGAUGGCCACAGGAAACUGUGUCUACUGAAGUUUUGGUGUCGACAUUAAGGAGCACCUCCAGCAGGCACUGCUGCUCCAUGGGAAAGAAGAAGUCCUCUUGGGGCUGUUUUCGGCUGUGCAGGAGAAGAGCCUGGCAGGAUGGAGAGCUCCCACCUUCGGUUACUGCUGCAGACCAGAAGCCCUGUGGAUCUCCUUCUUCCUCAGAUGGAGAAACCACUCCAUCCAGGAGGGGUCAUACAUCCGCCAACCCGAGGAACUGGGCUGAAUGUCAGGCUCGGCAGGACUCAGGUCUUAGCCUUGCGACACAGGAAUUCUGCUCAGUGCAGUUUGCCAGCCCAGCCUCAGCAACAGGACCUCAGGCCUCCAUCUCUGCCCACAGCAGCAGCACUGUGGUGGCUCCAGUGGUCAGUAACUCCAGCAUUGGCACCUUGAACAUCACUGCCACAGUAAUGGGGGAUGGGAGCUCGCAUUCCAGGACCACAGGUAUUUCUGUGAAAGAAGCCCAAAGCAAAAUCAAGUCUAGCCUGGAGAAGAGGUAUGCAAGUAUUUUUGAAGGAAUACCUAAGAGAGGGAAACCAUCCUGCCUGAUUGACAUCUACACUGACCUUUAUAUAACGAAGGGUGAGAGUGAGCAGGUCAACAGUGAGCACGAGGUGUGGCACGCUCAGGCUGCUGCUAAAAGACUAGAAACAGAAGAACUCACAGUCAAGUGCAAUGACAUUUUUAAAUCUUUAAUUGCAGACAAAGGAUGUGUGCUAACAAAAGGAAUUGCUGGCAUUGGCAAAACAGUUUCAGUACAAAAGUUCAUCAUUGACUGGGUUGAUGGAAUAGCGAAUACAGAUAUCACGUUCAUUUUUCCUCUUCCAUUCCGUGAGCUGAAUCUUGUAAAGCACAUGAAAUUCAAUCUUUUAGAGCUUAUUUACCACUUCUUCCCCAGAAUGGCAGACAUCGAAACAAUUGACCUUGAAGAGCACAGAGUUUUGUUUAUCUUUGAUGGUCUGGAUGAGUGUCAACUGUCUUUAAAUUUUUACCAAGACAGCAGUAAAAAUAUGGGGAGUAUACUGCGAAAUGUAAAAGAGUCAGCCUCACUGGAUGUUCUUCUAGUUAAUUUAAUUAAUGGAAACCUGCUUCCCUCUGCUCUCCUCUGGAUAACGUCUCGGCCAGCAGCAGUCACUCAAAUACCGAAUGAAUGUGUGGACUUGGUGACAGAGAUACGAGGGUUCAACGACACACAGAAGGUUGAGUACUUCAGUAAGAGGUUCAGACACGACAAGGACCUGGCAUCCACAAUAAUCAAGCAUAUCAAGUUAUCUAGGAGUCUCUACAUUAUGUGCCACAUACCAGUCUUCUGCUGGAUUUCAGCAACUGUCCUUGAGAAAAUAGGGCACAGCGAAGACAAACCCAAAACACUGACUCAAAUGUACACAUACUUUCUGCUGUAUCAGACAAACCAAAAGAAUCAAAAGUAUGGGCAAAAUGAGACAAGCCUAAAGAAAAUGUUGGCAUCGGAAAUAGAAAUGAUUCUGAAGUUUGGGGAGGUUGCCUUUCAUCAUCUCAACAAGAGUAAUCUUGUGUUUUAUGAGGCAGACUUAGAACAAUGCAGAAUUAAUAUUAAGGACUCCAUGUAUUCUGGUAUGUUAACAGAGAUCAUUAAAGAGGAGUUUGGAUUCCAUGAAAACAAGAUCUACUGUUUUGUACAUCUGAGCAUACAAGAAUACCUAGCUGCUUUAUUUGUACAUGAAAGAUACAUACACAAACACGAGAAUCCUUUUAAGACGCCUGUGUCAACGAGGCACGAACUGUACGACUUACAUAAGAGUGCUGUGGAUGUGUCCUUAGAGAGUAAGACAGGUCAGUGGGAUCUGUUCCUCCGGUUUCUCCUGGGAGUUGCGCUGGAAUCCAAUCAGACGCUUCUGUCUGGUCUGCUGGGAGAGCCGGGAUGCAGCCCACCGAAGCUUGAGAACACUAUUAAAUACAUCAAGCAGCAGAUCAGAACGAGCCCCUCUCCAGAGAGGGCCAUCAACCUCUUUCACUGUCUACAUGAGAUGAAUGACGACUCCCUGGUGAAGGAAAUCCAAACCUAUCUAGGUUCAGGAACACCCUUGGAUACUGAACUAUCUCCAGACCAGUGCUCGGCCCUGGCCUAUGCACUGAUGAUGUCCGAGGAGGUGUUGGAAGAGUUCAACCUGAAAAUCUACAACACAACCCCGGCAGGACGGCGGAGGGUGCUGCCCAUCCUCAGGUUCUGCCGCAGAGCUCGCGUGAACCACUGCAAUCUGACCAAGUUCCUGCUGGAACCAGUGCUUGUGGCACUGCAGGCUCCCAGCACACUGCUCACUGAGUUAGACCUUGGGUACAACAAGCUGGGAGAUGUGGGAGUGGAGGUCCUCUGUGCCUCCCUGAAGAGCUCAGCUGGCAUUCUGCAGGUUCUGCGACUGAAUGACUGUAACCUGACUGGGAAGUGCUGUGAAGACCUGGCCCUCCUCCUGCUGUGGCAACACUCAAGCCUCAAGGAUCUGGAGCUUAGGGGCAACGACCUGGGAGACUCAGGUGUGAAGCACCUCUGCCAGGCCUUGAAGAACCCCAUCUGCAGAUUGCAGCGACUUGGGCUUUCAGGUUGUCAAGUCACAGAGGAAGGCUGUGCUUCUCUGGCUUCAGCUGUGCAUUCAAACAUCUCACAUCUGAAGGAGCUGGAUGUGAGCUAUAACCAUCCAGGGGACUCAGGCAUAAAACUCCUCUCAGCACUUCUUGCACAAAAAGACUUCAGUUUGGAGAACCUGCAUCUGGAGCAUAGCGGCCAGUGCAGAAACCGACCAGGAGUCGAAAAAUAUGCCUGUCAGCUCUCUCUGGACCCCAACACAGUGAACAAUCUCCUGGAGCUGUCUGAGGACUGCAGAACAGUGACGUACAGAGGGAAGCAUCAGUACCCUGAGCAUCCAGAACGCUUUGACUGGGCACAGGUGCUCUGCAGGGAGGCGCUGUCGAGGCGCUGCUACUGGGAGGUGGAGUGGGAAGGUGGGGACAUUGAUGUAGCUGUGGCCUACAAAAAAAUGGCCAGGAAGCUCAAGACUGGGAAGUGGGAUGCAUGUGGCUUUGGGUUUAAUGAGCACUCGUGGUCUCUACAUUUUUCUGGAGAUGGGUACUCAGUCUUUCACAACAGUAAAUCAACAUCUGUGCGUGCGCGUUCGGCCGGCUCCCGUAGGAUUGGGGUGUAUCUGGACUGGGCCGAGGGAGUCCUGGCUUUCUACCGGAUCAGCAAGCGCACUGUUCUUCUGCACCAGGUCCUUGCCAUAUUCACAGAGCCUUUGUAUGCUGGAUUCAGUGUUUCUCAGGAUUACUCACUGUCCAUCUCCAGCCUUGACUGACAUCCUAGUAGUGAAGAACUGGCUUCCCAUCCAGGGUGUACCCCACUCAGCGAUUUUGGGAUAGCCUAUAGACCACUGUGACCUUGAUCAGGACAAGCAGCUAUUAAAAAUGGAUGGAAUAUAUGUUAUGUAUAAUUUUCUCCUUUGAG
Scleropages formosus (Asian bonytongue) is the source of this 3851-nucleotide messenger RNA. Its product is annotated as NACHT, LRR and PYD domains-containing protein 3-like. The record is from RefSeq and is a predicted model, not a curated record. The transcript is spliced from 11 exons. NCBI's taxonomy places the organism in Eukaryota, Metazoa, Chordata, Actinopteri, Osteoglossiformes, Osteoglossidae. The coding region runs from base 415 to 3702 and encodes 1095 amino acids. Gene Ontology annotation, molecular function: protein binding.